Messenger RNA from Soboliphyme baturini, 1842 nucleotides. NCBI's taxonomy places the organism in Eukaryota, Metazoa, Nematoda, Enoplea, Dioctophymatida, Soboliphymatidae. The record is from the annotation of a GenBank genome assembly.
AUGGAGGAGCACCAGGAAAGCGGCCCGAAACAAAACAUGCUCUCCACGAAGCUUGCACGAGGAACCACCACCAGAUGCGGACCGAUGGUCCGGUACCCGCCGACCGUCGUCCUGUGUCUGGUCAGCGAAUUCGCCGAACGCUACGCGUUCUACGGCAUGCGCACCGUACUGGUGCUGUUCUUCGUGACGGUGUACGGUAGUCAAGCGUCCAGCGCCAAGCUCGUCUAUCACGCGUUCAUCUCCCUGGCCUACUUCUACCUGGGCCGGUAUUCGUUGAUCCUGUGGGUGUCGUUCCUGUACUGUGCCGGUCUGACGAUGGUGACCGUCGCGGCAAUGACCGACCUGGUGGCCGGUGCCAGCAAACCGCUGAUGUACGUCGGUCUGGUGGUGGUCGCGUUGGCGACCGGCGGCAUCAAACCGUGCGUCAGCACCUUCGCCGCUGACCAGUUCCCCGACCACCAGCACAAGGACCGAUCGAGGUUCUUCUCGUUCUUCUACUUGACGAUAAACCUCGGCGCGUUGUUGGCCACCAUCACCGUACCGUACCUGAGAAGUCAAGUGUGGUGCUGUGGUCAGCGAAUGUGCUUUCCUCUGGCGUUUGGCGUGUCGGCCGUGUUCAUGUUCGUAGCGGCGUUUGUGUUCUUCUCCGGCCACACCAAGUAUGUCAGGGUACGACCGCAGAGCAGCGCCAUCACACAGGUGUACUCGUGCAUCUGCUUCGCGCUGCGAGCGAGGCGGCACAGAUGCAACGGCAGGCCCUGUCACGCGGAGGCAACCGAUGAGGCGGCAACAUCCAAACAGCCGCCCAUCCAUUGGCUGGAUUGCGCAACGCCGAAGUACGGAGUCGUCUACCCGUUGCUUGACACGUACAAGCUGCUGACGAACGCGUUGCAGCGAAUGGUGUGCGGAUUGUCGUUGGCGACUAUCAGUUUCCUGUGUGCCGGCUUCCUGCAGCUCUACCUGGGCUGGUACUCGGUAACCGAGCCCGGCGGCGACAGCCAGCGACUGACCGUACUGAACCUGCGCCGCUGUUCCCUGGUUCAAACGGUUAACGGUCAUGAGGCACAAAUCGUCCUCAGCGACGGUUCCGCGACGGUGAACGCGCGACGAGGAAGCGAAAUAUUCAUAGACGACCGGAACUGUUCGAACUCGACCGUCGACUACCUGCUCAGCGAGUAUCGUCCGGCGAAAACCUCAUCGAGGAUGCACAUCAUGACGCUGCACAUUUUGCUGGAGGACACGAAAGCGUUCGGCGAACACCACGUCAUGCUGGUCUUUAAACGCGGUUCCGACGAAAUACGCUUCAACGUGACCGACGCCGGGCACAAGCCGGUGUUUUUGGAUUUUCCGGCGUUCGGCCACGACACCGCAGACGUGUCCCUCGAAAGCUGCGACUUUCUUACCGGUCAUUGUACUCGAAAGUACUUGUCGAAAGUACCCCUGACUAUGGGCGCGAUUGCGCUGAUAGCUCUACCGAAGGACAAAAACGUCCAUUUCGUCAUGCUAGCCCCCGGCAACGUUGUGUCCAUCCUGUGGCAGGUGCCGCAGUUGGUUCUAAUCACACUCGGCGAACUUCUCUUCUCCAUUUCCGGCCUGGACUUUGCCUACUCUCAGGCCGACGACAGUAUGAAGUCGAUUCUCACAGCCCUGUGGCUGCUGACUGUCUUCCUCGGCAACAUCUGCACAAUGCUUAUUUCUGGCACUAACAUCUUUCCCAAUCCGUCCAUCGAAUUCUUCACCUACGUUGGCCUGAUGCUAAUCGUCCUUGUGAUCUUCGCUGCUCUCGCCAGACGUUAUCAGUACCUAAGCAAAGGCAGUGGUGAAAUGCAUCUUAAAACGUAG